AUGGAGGCCGACGAGGGGCCCGAGUGUGGCCAGCCUGACUUUGUGCUUUUGGAGCAAGUGACCCUGGAAGCCUUCAUGAAGAAUCUGAGAGCCAGGUUCGAGAAGGGCCAGAUCUACACCUACAUUGGCGAAGUGCUGGUGUCUGUAAACCCCUACCAGGAGUUGCCCCUGUAUGGAGCUGAGGCCAUUGCCAAGUACCAGGGCCGAGAGCUCUAUGAGCGGCCACCCCAUCUCUAUGCUGUAGCCAAUGCUGCGUACAAGGCCAUGAAGCAGAGGUCUAGGGACACCUGCAUUGUCAUCUCAGGAGAGAGCGGGGCAGGUAAGACGGAGGCCAGCAAGCACAUUAUGCAGUACAUCGCCGCAGUCACCAACCCCAGCCAGAGGAAUGAGGUAGAGAGGGUCAAGGAGGUGCUGCUCAAGUCCACAUGUGUGCUGGAGGCCUUCGGCAAUGCACGUACCAACCGCAACCACAACUCGAGCCGGUUUGGCAAGUACAUGGACAUCAAUUUUGACUUCAAAGGAGACCCGGUGGGCGGCCACAUCCACAGCUACCUGCUGGAGAAGUCUCGGGUCCUCAAGCAGCAUGUGGGGGAGAGGAAUUUCCACGCCUUCUACCAGGUGCUGCGAGGGUGCGAGGACGAGGAGCUAAGAUUGUUGCACCUGGAGAGGAACCCCGCACUGUAUAACUUCACCCGCCAGGGAGCGGGGCUCAGUCCCUUGGACACGGAUGAGAGGAGCCACCAGCAGACAGUGACAGAGGCUAUGAAGGUGAUUGGCUUCAGUGCAGAGGAGGUGGGCUCAGUGCACCGGAUCCUGGCCACCAUUCUGCACCUGGGAAAUAUCGAAUUUGUGGACGUAUCAGAUGAUGGACCAGAGCAGGAGCAUACAGCAGUGGUGGAUGAGGAGCUGGUGGACCAUAUAGCCGAACUGACCGCCACGCCCCGGGACAUGGUGUUACGUUGCUUGCUGUCGCGCACGGUGGCCUCAGGAGGUCGGGAGCUCAUCGAAAAGGGCCACACAUCAGCAGAGGCUAGCUAUGCCCGUGAUGCCUGUGCCAAGGCCAUCUAUCAACGACUCUUUGAGUGGGUGGUGGGCCGGAUCAACAGUGUCAUGGAGACUCGAGACCGGGACCCCAGACGUGAUGGGAAGGACACAGUGAUUGGUGUGCUGGACAUCUACGGCUUUGAGGUGCUCCCUGUCAACAGCUUCGAGCAGCUCUGCAUCAACUACUGCAAUGAGAAGCUACAGCAGCUCUUCAUCCAGCUCAUAUUGAAGCAGGAGCAGGAGGAGUACGAGCGGGAGGGCAUCGCCUGGCAGACGGUGGAGUAUUUCAACAACGCAGCCAUUGUGGAACUGGUGGAGCGUCCACACCGGGGCAUCCUAGCCGUGCUGGAGGAGGCCUGCUACACCGCAGGCACCGUCACCGACCGCCUCUUCCUGCAGACGCUGGAUACGCACCAUCGCCACCACCCACACUACAGCAGCCGCCAGCUCUGCCCCACAGACAAGACUAUGGAGUUUGGCCGCGACUUCCGGAUCAAGCACUAUGCUGGGGACGUCACGUACUCAGUGGAUGGCUUCAUCGACAAGAACAGAGACUCCCUCUUUCAGGACUUUAAGCGGCUCCUGUACAACAGCAAGGACCCUAUCCUGCGGGCCAUGUGGCCAGAUGGGCAGCAGGACAUCACGGAGGUGACCAAGCGGCCCUUGACGGCAGGCACACUCUUCAGGAACUCCAUGGUGGCCCUGGUGGACAACCUGGCUUCCAAGGAGCCCUUCUAUGUCCGCUGUAUCAAGCCCAACGAGGACAAGGAGGCUGGGAAGUUGGAUGAGGGCCACUGCUGCCACCAGGUCACAUACCUGGGGCUACUGGAGAAUGUGAGAGUGCGCAGGGCGGGCUUUGCCUCCCGGCAGCCUUACUCCCGCUUCCUGCUCAGGUACAAGAUGACAUGUGAGUACACGUGGCCCAACCACCUGCUGGGCUCCGACAAGGCAGCCGUGGGCGCCCUCCUGGAGCAGCAUGGGUUGCAGGGCGAUGUGGCCUUUGGACACACCAAACUCUUCAUCCGUUCUCCACGGACACUGGUCACUCUGGAGCAGAGCCGCACCCGCCUCAUCCCCAUUAUUGUGCUGCUGCUGCAGAAGGCAUGGCGGGGCACCCUGGCCCGGUGGCGCUGCCGGCGGCUCCGGGCCAUCUAUACCAUCAUGCGCUGCUUCCGGAGGCACAAGGUACACUCCUACCUGGCUGAGCUGCAGCGGCAGUUCCAGGCUGUACGGCGGCCCCCACUCUAUGGCCGAAACAUGGUGUGGCCCCUGCCCCCUGCUGUGCUUCAGCCUUUCCAAGACACCUGCCAAGCGCUGUUCUGCAGGUGGCGAGCUCAGCAGCUGAUAAAGAACAUUCCCCCUUCUGAUGUGGCCCAGAUCAAAGCCAAGGUGGCUGCACUGGGUGCCCUGCAGGGACUGCGGCAGGACUGGGGCUGCGGGCGGGCCUGGACCCAGGACUACCUGUCCUCAGCCACGGACAACCCCACAAACUCGGGCCUGUUCGCUCAGAAGCUGAAGAGCCUGAGGGACAAAGAUGGCUUCACCACAGUUCUCUUCUCCUGCCACGUGCGCAAAGUGAACCGCUUCAGCAAGCGCCGGGACCGGGCACUCCUGCUCACAGACCGGCACUUGUACAAGCUGGAGCCAGGCCGGCAGUACCGUGUGAUGCGGGCACUGCCCCUGGAUAUGGUGACUGGACUGAGUGUGACGAGUGGGCAAGACCAGUUAGUGGUGCUGCAUUCAAAGGGACAUGAUGACCUCGUAGUGUGUCUACACCGUGCCCGGCCCCCCAAGGACAACCGUGUGGGCGAAUUGGUGGGCGUUCUGGCAGCACACUGCCAGGGGCAGGGCCGCCCACUAACUGUGCUUGUUUCUGACUGUAUCACUCUGAGCCAACGUGGGAAGCGGCGCCUCCUUUCAGUGGAGCAGAGUCCUGAGCAGGCUGAGCCUGACUUCCGCUGUGGCAAAGGGACCUUCACGCUGCUUUGGCCGGGCCCCUAA
Messenger RNA from Suncus etruscus (white-toothed pygmy shrew), 3045 nucleotides. It is a transcript of the gene MYO1G, whose product is annotated as myosin IG. Gene Ontology annotation, molecular function: ATP binding; actin filament binding; microfilament motor activity. The transcript is spliced from 22 exons. NCBI's taxonomy places the organism in Eukaryota, Metazoa, Chordata, Mammalia, Eulipotyphla, Soricidae. Gene Ontology annotation, biological process: vesicle transport along actin filament; actin filament organization. The record is from RefSeq and is a predicted model, not a curated record. Bases 1 to 3045 code for a protein of 1014 amino acids. Gene Ontology annotation, cellular component: plasma membrane; cytoplasm; actin cytoskeleton.